UGGAUUUUGGAUUAAACACAUUCGCAAGGUCUUCCCUCCGCAAGGAUAACAUGUAUUUGCAGCCGCCCAUGCCUCAUCAACACCUGCUUCAUCGCAUACGUCUGCCGCUGUUGCUGCUCUUUUUCCUUUGCUACUUUGCAAGCAGCCAAGCCAAAAGGAAUUCACGCCGCCUGCCACGCGAUGAGAUCCACGAAUACGCCAUACAUCAGUACAACUAUGCCGAACGCGAUAUUCAGGAGGCGAGUGGUAGCGCCUCGGAUUUGCGCGGAGAGGAAUCGAAACGCGUAGAAAUUCAAUUGCCCCCACCAAAUGCCAGCAAGGAUAGUGGCACGUUGCGCGGUAAACGCGGUGCAAAGAAAUUUCGUCACUUCGUACAUGUGGUGAAACCGGCGCAUAACAAGAAAAAGAAGUUGAAUGCACCAUCGAAACAUCACAACCAUCAACAUCGUCAACAAAAUAGCGCCGAAAGGGAGAGUGGUGCUAGAGAUUUGCAUACGUAUGAGGAAACGCACGAACAUGUUGUAGAACCGCCGAGAAAAAUGCCAUCCGAGCAAAAUUCUGAGUUUGUUCCAUCGCCCAUAUUUUCACCCUCACCUGCAUUUAACUCGGCUUCGGAGACGCACAGUGAACCGCUAACUCAAGCGUCAGAGUCGUUUGCAACGCACGCCUUUCUCAAACCACCAGCAGUGCCUUAUGAUGAUCCACAAAUAAGUGGCUCCGAACAUCAUGAACAUAUGCACGAAGAACACGAAGAAGAAGAGCACCAUCACGAGAAGAUCAAAGUGAAACAUCACCAUCACCAUCAUCAUCAUAAUCAUGUGAAAGAGAUAAUUAAGAAGGUACCGGAGCCAUAUCCUGUGGAAAAGGUUGUACACGUGCCAGUGGAGAAGAUAGUGGAAAAAGUGGUGCAUGUGCCUAAACCGUAUCCGGUGGAGAAAAUUAUUGAGAAGAAAGUACCAUAUCCGGUAGAAAAAAUAGUUGAAAAAAUAGUUGAGAAAAAAGUACCAUACCCGGUGGAGAAAAUUGUCGAGAAAAUUGUUCAUAUACCUGUGGAAAAAGUUGUGCAUAUUCCAAAGCCGUAUCCGGUGGAAAAAAUCGUCGAGAAAAAAGUACCAUAUCCGGUGGAGAAAAUCGUUGAAAAGGUGGUAGAGAAGAAGGUACCAUAUCCCGUUGAGAAAAUUGUUGAAAAAAUUGUGCAUGUGCCCAAACCAUACCCCGUAGAAAAAGUAAUCGAGAAAGUCGUAGAAAAGAAAGUGCAUGUGCCAGUAGAAAAAAUUAUAGAGAAAGUGGUGCACAUCCCUAAACCAUAUCCUGUGGAAAAAAUAAUCGAAAAAAUAGUACACGUACCAAAACCUUUUCCGGUCAUUAAGCACGUGGCGUACCCUGUUGAAGUUAAAGUACCCGUACACAUAGAGAAGCCGGUGCCAUAUCCAGUUGAAAAGAAAGUGCCCGUACCCUACAGAGUGGAGGUAGAAAAGAAAAUACCAGUACCCUAUAAAGUAGAAGUGGAAAAGAAGGUGCCUAUUUUCAUACAUGCACCUCACGAACCAUACAAGUACGAACACCAUGAGCAUCACGAGCAUCAAGAACACAAGGAGGAAGAACACGAGCAGCAUGAGGACAAAAAGCACGACUUUGAAGAACACAAACAAUUUGAGCAGCAUCAUCAUGACCUUUCUGGCUAUCCCACUAUUCAAAGAGCCAAUUACGCUAAAUUCCAACAACAGAAACAUGCCGCAGCAGCAAUACGCGCCGAACUUCUCCACCAACAGGUGCAUAACUUCGGCUAUAAGAACCCCACCACCUCAGCGCCAACCGAUCUUCAACAAUCUUCCUCGGUUAACACACCAUCUUUAGUUCGUUUCGAACCGACGCCAGUGAAUAAUUUCCUCUCUAAAACAAUGCAACAGGUGCAUAACUUCGGCUAUAAGAACCCUACCACCUCAACGCCAACCGAUCUUAAACAAUCUUCCUCGAUUAACACACCAUCUUUAGUUCGUUUCGAACCGACGCCAGUGAAUAAUUUCGUCUCUAAAAUUCCUACCACUUCAGCGCCGGCUGAUCUCGACUCUUCCGCUUCAGAAAAUAAACCAGCUGUUGUAAGGUUUGAGCCCACAUCACUACCUUUUCAAAUACAUGUAGACGACGGAGCGGCUCUUGAAGAUAGCAGCUCAUCAAAAGAUACGCAAUCUGCUGCUAAUGAUAUGCAAGCGCAGGCCAGCACUCACGGUUUUCGCAUGUUGGCGCGUCUACAGCCGAUUGCAUUACCCCUUCAAUUGUAUCAGUUACAUUCGUUGCCGUUCCAACAGCCUCUGGGGUUUUCCCUCCCAGCAAUGCACUCAGCAGUGACGAGUAACGGAUCCUGAAAUGCGCGAAAAUUCAACACGAAAUACGGACAGUAAGA
Messenger RNA from Anastrepha obliqua, 2404 nucleotides. RefSeq names its product titin. Lineage: Eukaryota; Metazoa; Arthropoda; Insecta; Diptera; Tephritidae. Bases 51 to 2366 code for a protein of 771 amino acids. The transcript has 2 exons. The record is from RefSeq and is a predicted model, not a curated record.